GUUUUGGUAUUGAAAGAAGACUUGGAAAAUAAAUGUAGCCAUGGUUUUAACUUUCAGAAAGACACAGUAGCGUCAGAAUUGAAGGACUUAACCUCUCGACUUUCGAUCAGUCAAUGCCGGCCACUACAAUUCAAGAUUUCAGGAUUUUCGUGGGAUCAUGGAAUGUUGGAGGGAGGGCUCCUAACCCGGGACUCAAUCUCGAGGAUUUCUUGCAAGUCGAGGGUUCUGCUGACAUUUACGUGUUAGGGUUUCAGGAAAUUGUUCCGUUGAGCGCGGGAAACGUGCUGGUGAGCGAAGACAACGAGCCGGCGGCGAGAUGGCUGGCGGUGAUAAGCCACGCGCUGAACAAGGCGUACCAUGAAUCCGUGGCGGAACAUAACAACUCUAAUUCUCCGAGUUCCUCAAAGCAGUCCAAGGACGGCGGCGGCAAGUCCAACGUGUUUAACAAGCCAUCUCUGAAGCUUCUGAAAAGCAAUCUGAAGGCCAACAGCGCUCUGGUGAAGGCCUGCAACUGCCAUCUCGACUCCCCCAGCCGCCUAAGAAAACUGAGCGAUCACUCAUCUUCCCCACGCGCCGCCGCCAAUCCUAAUUCUCGCGACUCCUCCGGCGGCAGCGGCGACAUAGUAGAUCUCCUCUCCAUCCCAGAAAUUCCCGAGUAUAACAAGCUCAACUACAACAUCAUUGCCAGCAAGCAGAUGGUGGGGCUUUUCCUCUCAAUCUGGGCCCGGAAAGACCUGGUCCCUCAUAUCGGCCACCUCAGAGUCUGCUCUGUCGGAAGGGGAAUCAUGGGCUGCCUAGGCAACAAGGGUUGCAUAUCAAUAAGCAUGUCGGUGCACAAAACAACCUUUUGCUUUGUAUGCAGCCAUCUAGCUUCCGGCGAGAAGGAAGGUGACGAGCUAAGAAGAAACGCCGACGUGGCCGAGAUUCUAAAGAGCGUUCAGUUCCCCAGGAUUUGCAAGAAUACAGAUCGCCAUUCCCCAGAAAGAAUUACAGAUCACGACCGCAUGUUAUGGCUGGGGGACUUGAAUUACCGGUUGUCUCUGAGCUACGAGGAAACCAGACAGCGGUUAGAAGACAAUGACUGGGACUCUCUUCUCCAAAAAGAUCAGCUGAACAUGGAGAGAGCAGCGGGUCGAGUAUUCAGUGAAUGGAACGAAGGGAAAAUCCUCUUUGCUCCCACCUAUAAGUACACUCAUAAUUCUGAUUCCUACGCGGGCGAAACCGGAAAGUCCAAGAAGAAACGCCGAACUCCUGCUUGGUGUGACAGAAUAUUAUGGCGUGGUAACUGCAUAGAACAGUUGUCUUAUAUAAGGGGAGAGUCGAGGCUGUCGGAUCACAGACCAGUUUGUGCUGUAUUUUCCGUGGGGAUAGAGAUGGCCAACAAAUGUAUAAAAUUUCGAAAGGGUUUUUCAUGCACCGGUGCCACUUUGGAGUAUCAUAAUAUGAUGCCCCAAAGACACAACACCUUCAAUGAGCUUUAACACCUCCUCAUCUUGUACCAUAUACUAAUUACAUUUAUAUAUUUCUUUGGUCCUUGAUGAGCCAA
Messenger RNA from Ipomoea triloba (trilobed morning glory), 1546 nucleotides. RefSeq names its product type I inositol polyphosphate 5-phosphatase 5. Lineage: Eukaryota; Viridiplantae; Streptophyta; Magnoliopsida; Solanales; Convolvulaceae. Gene Ontology annotation, biological process: phosphatidylinositol dephosphorylation. Bases 114 to 1481 code for a protein of 455 amino acids. Gene Ontology annotation, molecular function: phosphatidylinositol-3,4,5-trisphosphate 5-phosphatase activity; phosphatidylinositol-4,5-bisphosphate 5-phosphatase activity; inositol-polyphosphate 5-phosphatase activity. The record is from RefSeq and is a predicted model, not a curated record. The transcript has 7 exons.